CAUUGUUGUAGUUAAUGCGCUUCAGUGGGCAGAGAGGGAGGCAUAGUUACUCCCCCAAAUAGUGUGGCACUCGCAAUAAAAGAAAACAAACAACAACAAUUCAGGCAGACAAAUUGAUAUGCAACCCGAAGCAUAUCAAAAUGGCAUUAGACCAACAGAUAACAGAUUAUCCCCGACAAAGCGUCAGCAGGGCAAGUUCUCAUUUGUUUUCAUUGAUAAGACAUCCAAAUUCAUAAAAACAAAGAUUUCACUUGCUACAAAGUCAAUAAACAUCAAUCGCAAAAACAGUUGUAUGGAGAGCCUUGGUUAAUUAGCAUCGACAAAGAGUAGCAAGUUACCAUACAAGCACAGUAUAUAUGUGCAUAAAUGUAAAGACAAGAUUUGCUGGCGUACGUGAUUCCAAUACAUAGCAUAAAAAAAAAGUAAGCAAUAAUUUCAAAAUCGCCAACAUAAACAGAGCAUUCAUCCACGAUGACAAGUGCUUUGGGUCGUUUGCGUUUAAUCACCUUUGAUGUCACCAAUACAUUACUCCAGUUUCGUACAAGUCCUGGCAAGCAAUAUGGAGAAAUUGGUGCACUCUUCGGUGUACUUUGUGACAAUGAUGAACUUGCAAGAAAUUUUAAGACAAAUUGGUAUCUCAUGAAUAGAAAAUAUCCAAACUUUGGACGAAAUUCAAGUAUUGGCUGGCAGCAGUGGUGGCAUCAACUUAUUGGUGCCACUUUUGCUGACAGCGGUUCCUUGAUCCCCGAGGAGAAAUUAGGCAAUUUAGCCAAUCAUCUGCUGGAGCUUUAUAAGACUAGUCUUUGUUGGCAAAAUUGCAACGGCAGCAUCGACUUACUCAACUAUUUGCGCCUGCAACAACAACUCGCACCCACCAACCAAAGCGAUAAUGAAGUUGGAAAUAAUCAGAGCAAUAAUAAAUCGCCAAUUUCUCUUGGGGUCAUUGCAAAUUUUGAUCCGCGCUUGGACAUUUUAUUGCGUAAUCUCAAAAUUCAACAUUAUUUUGACUUUGCAAUCAAUUCUUAUGAUAGUAACGUUGAGAAACCAAACCCAGAAAUAUUUCAUUUUGCUAUGCGCCUGUCUGGGUUGAAAGAUUUAAAACCUGAAGAAUGCUUACAUAUCGGUGAUGGACCCACUACAGAUUACUUAGCAGCGAAAAAUGUUGGCUGGAAUUCCGCACUGAUACAUGAGAAGAAUGCUAGCUUACUAAUCGGAAAAUAUGGCGAUCAAGUUGAGGAGCAUUUCGUUUUCCCCAGUUUAUAUGAUUUUCAUAAAAAGUUUUCAAAUAAUUCAAUAAAGUGGUGAAACAUUUUAAUUUUA
Molecule: messenger RNA, 1320 nt
Organism: Rhagoletis zephyria (snowberry fruit fly)
Lineage: Eukaryota; Metazoa; Arthropoda; Insecta; Diptera; Tephritidae
Product: rhythmically expressed gene 2 protein-like
Cellular component (GO): nucleus
Source: RefSeq, a predicted model, not a curated record